CGCAUAGCGGUAUAUGACACCGCAGCAGACCGUUCGGCGUGCACAAUCGAAUGAACGUUCGACCUGAACAGACGUGAUCAGACGUGAACAGACGCGCAGCGCACAGUCGAAAGCGGAAUCGAAACCGAAAUCGCGCGUUCAAGUGCGAAAGUGGAAGACAGUGAAGAGAAGAUACAUAGAUAUAGAUAUAGAAACACAGUAAAGAGUGCCGUACCGUGCCGGGCCGUGCUGUUGAAACGGAUUUCAUUCGGAAGAGAGAGAACCGAAGCAUGUCCAGUGCUCAAGUGUCGCAACAGCCGCCGCCGCAGACUACCACAGCGCUAUCGAUGCCGUCGCAGCUGCUCCUCAGCCACAUAGCCGCCGCCAGCCACAGCCACAGCCAUAGCCAGCACCAGCACCAUCAUCCGCAUCCCCAUACCCAUCCGCAUCCGCAUCCGCAGAGAUCGUCGCCCCACGACUACGAUCAGAGCAGCAACCACUCGACACUCUCGCCCAGAUCCCGGGGCAGCCCCACUCCCAGUCCGGCGGCCGUUGGCGCCAGUCCCACACACUCCACAGCCACCACCGGAUCACCACAGAGCGCGAGCGCCUACGCCCCGGGACUGAGUCCAGGCGGAGCCGGAGGAGGAGGAGGAGGACAAGAACACGCGACGGACCAGAUCACCGCCGGAGGAGCAACGCCAGCUGGAAUGGCCCUACUAGUGGCGCCCAUACCCGUGGGCUGUCCGCCACAGCAGGGACCGGCGGCACCGCCCACACAUCCCCGACUGUACGUGGAGGGAUUCGCACCACAUCAUGCCCCGCAUCUGCAUCCCGCUGUGGUCAACGUGAACGGAGGAUAUCCCCUGACACGCCUGCCACUCGCCGCCGUCAUGAUGCCCGCCAAUGCCGCAGCGCCAGUGAAUGGAGCAGCCCCACCGCCCGUCUCCAACUCCUGCUCCCCGCAGCCCGCUAGCAACCACACGACCAGCACCACCGCAACGACAACGACGACACUCCUGCCGCCCGCCCAGAGCCAGCCCAAGAAGUCCUUCUGCAUCGACGCGCUGCUGGCCAAGAGCCAGCACCAGGCGGGGGAGCGGGAGCCCCAGCCCAUCAUCGUGGACGAUCGCCUGGCCGCCCUGCACUACGCCGCCCGGGACCAGGCGGAGCUCAACCACGCCUUCGUGGCCGCCUCCAAUGCGGCGGCAGCCCAGGCCGCAGCGGCCCAUGCGGCGGCAGCCGUCGGCGGAAUCAGCGAUCACGAGGCCCUGCAGCGCAUACGCGACUCGCGGGAAUACGAUUCGCCCAGUCCCGACGGCAUGUCGAGAUCCGAGUCCCCGAGCUCCUCGCAUCGCUCCAGUCCGCCCAUCAGUCCCGGCUGCGAGGACCAGCAGCAACAUGGCCACGGCAUCCAUCCGCACUUGCACCAGCAUCCCCAUCACAUGUCCAUGCGAAUGUCAGAUCUCCACGACGAGUUCAAGAAGCCCGUGCCGCCGCACAGUCCCAUCAGACCCCAGGAUUUUCCUCUGUACGCGGGCGGACAUCCGUACCAGCUGCUGGCCCAAGGCGGAUCCGCGUUCCACCGCCCCCUGGAUCCAUCCGGCAAGCCCAUACCGAUCCCCAUGGGUCACAACUUUAUGCCCUCGCAGCUGCAGUUUGAGUUCCUGGCCCGCGCCGGAAUGCUCCACCACCGCAUACCCGAACUGGCGGCCUAUCCGCACCACGCGAUCCUGGGGAAGACGCGCAGGCCGCGCACGGCCUUCACCUCCCAGCAGCUGCUCGAGCUGGAGAAGCAGUUCAAGCAGAACAAGUAUCUCAGUCGACCGAAGCGCUUCGAGGUGGCCAGCGGCCUGAUGCUCUCCGAGACGCAGGUGAAGAUCUGGUUCCAGAACCGACGCAUGAAGUGGAAGCGCUCUAAGAAGGCCCAGCAGGAGGCCAAGGAGCGGGCCAAGGCCCAGCAGCAGCAGCAACAGCAGAAUCAGAGUCAGAAUCAGCCCCAGAGUGCGGCCAGUUAGGAGGAGGAGGACCCAGAGUUGGACAUGGAAUUGGAUAUGGAAUUGGUAUUCGAGGAGGAGGAGGAGGAGGAGGAGCAGGAGGAGGAUGUGGAUGCCCAAGAGGAGGAGGAGGAGGGGCAUCCAUUCUAGUCAGGCCGCGAUCAAUCCGCCGUCCCACCCAUCAUUAAAAGCCACACACUUUUCGAUUUCCGCAAUUUGUUGAAAUGUUUGUUUUCCUUCUUCUUUUUUUUGUUUUGUUUUUGGGGCAGCAACAAAAACCAUGCACUGUGUGAUAUAUGUCAACGAAAAUAUUAAAAUUAAAAGUCAUUACUCCCCCACACCCACACCCACACCCUCAUCCCCCAUCACCCAUACCCCACUAUCAUCAUCCCCCUAUUUGUACAUAAACAUAAAUCCAUCUAAUUAGAGAAAAGAUUUUUUUUUUUUUUUGUGAAGUUUUAGUCUUAGAUAAAAACAUAAAACAUAAGUAAAUACUUAUAAAUAAACAUAAAUCUAAAGUUGAAUAAUGCCAGUAAAAUAAAAUACGUUCAAUUACGUUAAAUGAGAUUAGUUUUACAAUUUGCUUGUGUAAUAAUAAUAAUAAUAAUAAUAAUGUGUGCCAAUCAUGUGUAAUUUAUGUAAUUAUGUUAUUCUAACAUUUUAACAUUGAUGUAGGUUUUUUUUUGUCUUUUUUUUCGAUUGAGUGUAUUUAAUUGUAUGUGUAUGUAUUUAUUAGAAAUCAGUUUAC
Messenger RNA from Drosophila pseudoobscura, 2724 nucleotides. It is a transcript of the gene exex, whose product is annotated as motor neuron and pancreas homeobox extra-extra. Gene Ontology annotation, biological process: spinal cord motor neuron cell fate specification; regulation of DNA-templated transcription; central nervous system development. Gene Ontology annotation, molecular function: sequence-specific double-stranded DNA binding; DNA-binding transcription factor activity, RNA polymerase II-specific. Lineage: Eukaryota; Metazoa; Arthropoda; Insecta; Diptera; Drosophilidae. The transcript has 3 exons. The record is from RefSeq and is a predicted model, not a curated record. The coding region runs from base 270 to 1997 and encodes 575 amino acids. Gene Ontology annotation, cellular component: nucleus.